AGAAUCCGGAAGGAAAACAAUCGAGCGAGAGUAAGCUAGCCGGGACCUGCUGCCGGAGGUGGAUUGGGCCAGGAGCGGCGGGGGCGGGGAGGCGCGAGCCGGCCGGGCAGCGGCGUGGGGACGAUGGCAGCCGUGAACCCACGGAAGCCGACUGAACCGAGAGGCAAGACGCUCAGCAUACAUGUGGUGACGUGGAACGUGGCCUCUGCAGCACCUCCUCUAGACCUCGGCGAUCUUCUUCAGCUGAACAAAGACAACCUGAAUCUGGACAUGUAUGUCAUUGGUUUGCAGGAAAUGAACUGUGGGAUCAUGAGCCUCCUUUCUGACACUGCCUUUGAAGACCCAUGGAGCAGUUUCUUCAUGGAUGUGCUUUCCCCUCUGAGCUUCGUCAAGGUCUCCAGUGUCCGCAUGCAGGGGCUCCUCUUGCUGUUCUUUGCCAAGCAUCAGCAUUUGCCCUUUGUCCAGAUCCUCUCUACUAAAUCCACCCCCACUGGCGUCUUCGGGUACUGGGGGAACAAAGGGGGCGUCACCAUAUGCCUGAAGCUUUAUGGCUACUAUGUCAGCAUCAUCAACUGCCACCUGCCCCCCCACAUGGCCAACAAUGACCAGCGGCUGGAGCACUUUGACCGGAUCCUGGAGAUGCAAAAUUUUGAGGGACAAGAUAUCCCCAACAUCCUGGAGCAUGAUCUCAUUCUCUGGUUUGGAGAUAUGAACUUUCGGAUCGAUGACUUUGGGCUGCAUUUUGUCCGGGAAUCCAUAAAAAAUCGGUGCUACGGUGAUCUGUGGGAGAAGGAUCAGCUCAGCAUUGCCAAGAGACACGAUCCACUGCUCCGGGAGUUCCAGGAGGGCCCACUGCUCUUCCCACCCACCUACAAGUUUGAUAAGAACUCCAACAACUAUGACACCAGUGAGAAAAAACGCAAGCCUGCAUGGACCGACCGCAUCCUGUGGAGGUUGAAGCGGCAGCCCCAGGCCAACCCCCCCACCCAGAGGCUGCCAGCCCCCCACUUCUGCCUGUCUCUGAGGAGCUAUGUCAGCCACAUGAUGUACUGCAUCAGUGACCAUAAGCCGGUCACCAGCACCUUUGACGUGGAGCUGAAGCCAUUGGCGUCUGCCCCACUGAUCACCCUGAUACCUGAGGGGCUGUGGACCAUGGAGAACGACAUGUUGGUCAGCUACUCCUUGACCCCAGACUUUCUCAGCAGCCCCUGGGACUGGAUUGGACUAUACAAGGUGGGCCUGCGCCACAUUAAUGACUACGUGUCCUAUGUCUGGGUCAGGGACAACCAGGUCUCCUUCAGCGAUGGGCUGAGCCAGGUAUACUUCAAUACCAGCAAUAUCCCUGAGACUGAGGACCAGUUUCUCCUCUGUUACUAUAGCAACAGUCUACAUUCUGUGGUGGGGAUAAGCAAACCCUUCAAGAUCCAGCCUGGCUCCUUGGCAGAGGACCCACUGGGGGAAGCCCAGCCACACAUCUGAGCCCGGAUGAGAGUGGAUCCAGGGUGGAGGCCAGAGAUGGUCUGCCCACACCGCCCGCAGUGCUGGGGGCCCAGCCCAGCCCCCAGAGGAGGCAGCAGGUAUCCUCCGUCUCCCAGGAGAGCUCUAGCCACACUCCUUUGCUCUCUCCGGUCCAGAUCUCUAGAAUUGGCCACUUAAAUACAGGUUUUUGUUGCUGAG
Messenger RNA from Odobenus rosmarus divergens (Pacific walrus), 1677 nucleotides. RefSeq names its product inositol polyphosphate-5-phosphatase K (gene INPP5K). Bases 124 to 1479 code for a protein of 451 amino acids. NCBI's taxonomy places the organism in Eukaryota, Metazoa, Chordata, Mammalia, Carnivora, Odobenidae. Gene Ontology annotation, biological process: negative regulation of peptidyl-serine phosphorylation; negative regulation of glycogen biosynthetic process; negative regulation of insulin receptor signaling pathway. Gene Ontology annotation, molecular function: phosphatidylinositol-4,5-bisphosphate 5-phosphatase activity; phosphatidylinositol-3,4,5-trisphosphate 5-phosphatase activity; inositol bisphosphate phosphatase activity. Gene Ontology annotation, cellular component: cytoplasm; ruffle; endoplasmic reticulum. The record is from RefSeq and is a predicted model, not a curated record. The transcript is spliced from 12 exons.